AUGGUACCAACCCUGAGAAUUGUUCUCAAACAGGAGAAAAAAAACUAUGUCUUGGAAAAGAAACUUCCUGAAAAACCUAAGACAAAUGCUCAACAUGCAGAGAGGAAUGCUUGGGAGAAACAUUCCAAUGAUACGGUUGAUGUGUGUUGUUUUAUGUUGGCUACCAUGAACUCGGACUUGCAGAAGCAAUAUGAGAACGUGGAUUCGCCAAUUGACAUGAUCACUAGCCUGAAGGGUAUGUUUCAGGAGCAAGCACGAACUGAGAGAUACCAAACCGUUAAAACUCUCAUUGAGUGCAAGCUUCCUAAGAACAGUCCAGUUAGCCCUCAUGUCAUUAAGAUGAUGGGUUAUAUUGAUAACCUGGCAAAACUGGACUGCCCAAUCAGCCAAGAGUUGGCCACUGACCUCAUCCUGCAGUCAUUGCCGUCAAGUUUUGAUCAGUUUGUUAUGAACUAUAACAUGAACACAUGA
Microthlaspi erraticum is the source of this 471-nucleotide messenger RNA. The record is from the annotation of a GenBank genome assembly. Lineage: Eukaryota; Viridiplantae; Streptophyta; Magnoliopsida; Brassicales; Brassicaceae.